AUGCAUUCUCAGUGUAGGUUCACAGCCCUCUCAACCAGCUCCAAGCUGACAGUGAAACCUGAAGUGGACCCUCAGGAGAAUGAAGCUGUUCACCAAUUGGAGUUCACCAAUUGGAACCCCUGGAAUCUGGAGCUCUUAUCUGUUGCUAGGAAAGAGUGGGGUUGGGGGGCAUUGUGGCCCUCUGGUGAGUUCUGGCACAGGUUGCUAGUUAUAAGGGCUCAGCAUCAUAUAGAAGUGCUCAUUGAACAUCGAAAUGGACAGGUUGUGGUUUCAUCAUCCACUCAUGAAUGGGCUAUUAAAAAGCACCUUUACAGUACCAGAAAUUUGGUAGCUUGUGAAAGCAUAGGAUGAGUGCUGGCAGAGAGAUGCUUAGAGGCAGGAAUCAACUUCAUGGUCUACCAAGGAACCCCUUGGGAGGCAGCCUCAGAAUCAGUGAAACGACUACAAAGUGCCAUGACAGAAGGUGGUGUGGUUCUACAGGAACCUCAGAGAAUGCGAAUAAAUAAAAUAGAGGAAUUAAUUGUUUUGAAUGUUAUGGAACUAUCAGCUGCUACUGCCACCAAAAGAGCAUCUGGAAGAACAAACAGCUUGGAAGUUUAUAUCCGGGCGCCGGGCAUCCAGGCGGCAGGGGACCCGCUAGCCGCCCGGGGAGGAGAGCGAGCCCGCAGCCCCGCGGCCGCUCUGAUUGCUGUCUGUGCGCGUUCAACUUCCAGGAGUGCGGCCCGCUGGGGGUGCAGGGGGGGGUCUCCGCCCAGCGCCACCCUGGCCCCCGUGCGGGAAACAGCUGCAGCGCAGAAAGCGCAGCCGGCGCCCGUGGUCUUCCGGCCAGCAGCCCGUGGCGGGGGAGGGGCGGACCGACGCCCGCGUUCUCAGGGCCCCCGCGGCCGGCGGAAGGGCCGCGCAUCGCGGAAGCUCGGCCGCAGCUGA
Molecule: messenger RNA, 927 nt
Organism: Lemur catta (Ring-tailed lemur)
Lineage: Eukaryota; Metazoa; Chordata; Mammalia; Primates; Lemuridae
Product: 39S ribosomal protein L18, mitochondrial-like
Exons: 2
Biological process (GO): translation
Cellular component (GO): ribosome; mitochondrion
Molecular function (GO): 5S rRNA binding; structural constituent of ribosome
Source: RefSeq, a predicted model, not a curated record